AAAGGUUUUGCAAAGCUGAUGAUGGAAUUAGUCUUACUUUACUUUACUUUAUUUCUCCCCGAUGAGGGAACUAUCAGAAGCUAGCGAUGGCUAAACGAACGUACACUAUUAAGGAUAAAGAAAUCGAGAUAAAAUUUGAAGUUGAUGCUCGGUACAAGUUGAUUGAGAGCAUUGGGAAUGGUGCGUAUGGCGUUGUGUGUUCAGCAUUGGACACAAAAACUGGAGCAAAAGUGGCCGUAAAGAAGAUUCCACGAACCUUUGAUGUCUUAACUGUUGCAAAAAGAACGUACAGGGAGCUUAAGAUUUUAAGGCACUUUCGCCAUGAUAAUAUCAUUUGCAUCAGGGAUAUCAUGAAACCUCCAGAAAACAAAGACGAAUUUAACGAUGUGUAUGUGGUAUUUGAUUUAAUGGAGGCCGAUUUACACCGAAUCAUUCACUCAGACCAGCCGCUCACAGACGAGCAUGUUCGAUAUUUUCUAUACCAAAUAUUACGUGGAUUAAAAUACAUACACACGGCUAAAGUUUUACAUCGUGACCUAAAGCCAAGUAAUCUGUUAGUCAACGAAAACGCCGAGUUGAGAAUAGGUGACUUCGGGAUGGCAAGGGGGUUGUGUUCAUCGCCUGUAGAACAAAAGCGUGUGAUGACAGAAUAUGUAGCUACAAGAUGGUACAGAGCACCAGAGUUAAUGCUUUCAUUAAAUGAGUAUUCUGAGGCUAUAGACAUGUGGUCUGUUGGUUGCAUUUUCGCUGAAAUGCUUGGUAGAAAGCAUUUGUUCCCAGGGACGAAUUAUUUAAAUCAGCUACAGCUUAUUCUUAGUAUAACUGGCACACCUUCCCAAAGCUUUAUACAGCGUAUGGGAGCUGAAAGAGUAAAGACUUACUUACAUCACUUACCAAGUAAAGAAGCUGUUCCAUUUGACAAAGUCUUUCCUGAUGCUGAUAAAGAAGCUGUUGACUUACUCAGUCAAAUGCUAUUGUUGGACCCAAAGGGUCGCAUAACAGUUGAAGAGGCCUUAAAACAUCCUUAUGUAAAGGGGUAUCAUAAUCUUGACGAUGAGCCAUCUUGCUACUCGGAAUUGGAUUUUGAGUUUGAUAAGGUCUUGAUGACUAAACAGGCUUUAAAGGAUGCAAUUGUUAAAGAAAUUGAAGACUUUCAAAGGAAAAAUUCAUUGGUUUUGUCUCCUGUGGUGGUGUCUGUUAAUACUGCAGCUCAGGGACAAACAACAUCAAUAGCAGAUACUAAAGGUGUAUCAGCUGUAACUUUGGCUGCAAUUCAGCAAAAAGGAGAACAAAACUUGAAGAGAAAACACGAAAAAGGGCAACAUAAAGGAGGUAAAAGACCAAGACAAAAGAAAAACCAGUUAAAGGAGAACAACAGCCAAAGCGAUGAAGGAACAUCAUCUGAUUUAAGCGAAUCUGAUAAGAAACUUCUAGAAAGAUGGGAAAAUAUGAGAAAGACAACAAAACCAUUCAUUCAUCCUAUAAGAAAGUACAUGAAUGAGCUGAAAGCUUUAAAAGAUGAAAUACUUGAAGAUCAAGAAACCUGUGACCCCAAGACGGGACAUAAAGAUAUCUCUAGUCUACCACAAGUAACACAACAAUUCCAGUUUACUCAGUUUGUUCCCCAAGACUGUAAUGGUAAUAUUCCGACUUUAAAAGCUGUCAAAAUACCAUAUCAAGUAACCACUAUGAACGUUUUGCAGGCUGUGGCAGAUUCUAACAUCAAUGAGAAUGGAAAAGAAAAUACCGUUGAUGCGCCAAAUCCAGCCAUCAUAUCAUUGCCUCAAAAUACUGCUUCUAGUGUGCAUUCCCUCACUUCGCUACCUCAACUCCCGAGAAAUAUGCCUCAAGUUUCUUCUUCAAAUCUUACUGGUCAGCUUAUCUCACAAACUGUUCCGAUUACAUGUAGUUCUAAACAAGCAAAUGUGAAUAAAGCCUUGGGACAAACGUUCCCUACGAGAACUACUGCUGCAAGUUCCAAGCCACACCCAGUACUUGUAACCAUAGCAACCAAUGCUCAAACUAGUAGCGUUCCACAAAGCAGUGAAUCUUCAUCAAAGCACCAGCAGUUCGUUACUACUCGGCCCAAUAUUGUAACACAGUCACAGACAUUCACUCCAGUGGUUGGUCAAGUUCCAAGCACGGUUAUUCUCCCUCAGACUUUCAAUAUGGUCACUACGCCAGCCGUACAACCCAGUGGAACUCACACGGUGCCCUUUCAACUUGCGCCUUUGAAUUUGGCGCCAAAUCUCCAAGUCGUCAAUUCUCAAGUUCCGCUGCUUCCAGCUACUUUGCCUAAACCAGGACAUGUAGCGAUUCAGCCUGGUUCUACAAGGGUGGGAUUUCCCCUUCAACCACUCAUUGUAUCAAGCACGUCACAAGCUCCCUUAGCCACUCAAACUAAACAGAAUUUGACAUUACGAAAACCUCAAAGAAUAUCCAAUAUAUUCCCUACUGGUGUACAAGGAAUACCAUUCCAAGCGGUUCCAGUCUCCAACUAUCCAUCUGUUUCUACGGUAACAGCUCCAUCUCCAAGUCCAAGACCCAGAUCAAUGUCUUCCAGUCACGUAGAAGAAGAAUACAAUCAACACAAGAAAUUAUGUCGUACGUCAUCAUUGUCAAAUUUAGCGCCAUUGAAUUCGAGUUCACAGCCUUGCAAACCUACACCGCCUGCUGUUUCUAUAGCGACCAAUACUGUAACCAUAACAACGACGCAUGUUUCUCAAACAAAUAAAACCGCCGCAGCUAUGACAACGCCGAGUGUUGUUUCCUCACAGGACGUCACUCAAUCUAACGUUACAGAAUCUCCAUCUACUUUCAUCUCAAGUUUAUUCCCAGAGAUAUCUUACGAGGCUGUUGUUACACAGUCGUUAUCAAACACUCCUGUUCCUCUAGCCACUUCGCAAGACACCACAACAUCCAUUCCUCUGGAUAACUCAUUUUCUUCGUCUAAAGACCCUGGUUUAGUAACAAAUAGUGACAUUUCCAUUUUAAAUACUGUUAUUAACCAAAUAGUUAAGCCAAAUUCGAAUACAGAUGGCUCUAGAGCGGGUGUGGGGAGUAUCAGUUUUCUAGAUCCUGGAGCUGUGUCUCAAACCAACGUGAAAACUUCAUCUACAGAUGUUACUACAGUACCUUCUUCUGAUGCUAAUUCCCUUGGAAACGAACUCCUGAAUAACACUCAAGGGAUAGCUGUGUCUACCCUAGUAUGUAAUACAGGGGGUUUGGCGCAGGUUUCUUCUGUCCAAUCGAAAUUAAAUUCCAUGGCUUUAUCAGGUUAUAAAGAUCCAAACCUCUGUGCAUGCGCUGUCAGUCCAUUACCAACUAACAGUUUAAAUCAGACAAGUUCUUACGGACAAUCGACUCUACUUAACCAAAUAGCAUCGCCACAAUCCGUGUGUGGAAUUCCCUCGGAAAGCCUUACCUUAGAACAACAGCAGUUUCUACAAUUUCUUUCUACCCAGAGUAACACGAUUGGCGACCAGUCUCCUAAUCUACAAAGACUACUAUCUGCCAUUAGUGAAUUGUCAGACAAAGGAGACGCCAGCCAAGUCGAAACUCUGGAUGAUGCCGACACACAAGGACAGAGCUUUGCAGAAGAGAUUAUCUAUAGCACUGGUUUUACGGACAAGUCAGCGAGGGGGGCAGGAAGUGGGUAUGGUCUUGGUAUUGAUAUCGAGGAGUUGUUUGCUAAUGCUGGUGGGGACUUCAACAUACUUAGUCCAUCACCGCCAAACAACAAUAUGAACCCUCUAAACAGCCCUUGUCUGUCGGCCUCACUGCUCUCUGAUUGGCUGGCUGGACAGGAAAUGCCAGUUGACAUCGAAGAAAUACAGAAAGAACUCGAGUCCAACUCUGCCUUAGCUUUAUUUCAAGACAUGGAUAGUUCUUGAUUAGUUCUGGAUUUCAGGAGGGAGGUAAAGGAUUUAUAGUCAGCCAGUCGUUGUGAUUGGACAAAAAAGCAUGAAAGAAUGAGGAAGCUAUUUAACUGUUACGUCACUGCACCGUUACGUCACUGCACCGUUACGAAGCGCCCACUUUAUCACAUUCUCAUUAGAGAUAUCUCGGAUAGAAUAGUAACUUGAAUGUCAUUUGUAAAUCUUAUAAUGAAACAUUUUGUAUCAUUGUAUCAAACAAAAAAUUGUCGAGGUAUUAGUAAAUUUAUAUUGUAAAAAAUUAGUUUAAACCAACAUGUUUUCUACAAAAAUUUAUGCAAAAUAAUUUAUAUAUAACAUUUCUAGAUUUUGUCUUUAUUUCUUCUUUUUCUUUGAUCGUUGUAAUGGAGGUGGUAAUGGUAGUUUGAAUAGAGUCCUAAAAAAAGAAAAUGGAAAAAUGCUUGAACACUUCAGAUACUGAAAGAGCACAAAAAUCAAAAUCUAAGAACUCAGUUUACAUGGCAAUUCAUGACAUUUAGAGGGAGGCGUAGGAGUAGCACACUCGCCUCUGGAGUCUCGAGUUUGAUUCCCAGACUCAGCAUCACAAAUGAAAAGAAUUUGUUAGGUAUCUCCUUUGAUUCAAGGGUUUUUCUCUAGUUUUUCUGCCCCCACAAAAUGCAACACGCUAUAUCCCAAUUCAAUCUGCGAGUAAGCCGUGCCCUGACUUUCAUCAGCCCUGAGGCUGUUUUGGGGUGUCAAAAACGUUUUGGCAUACUUAGAAAAGUUUUUAUUUCCAUCUCUCAAAUUCAGAAUAAGCUGGCUUAGUAAUUUUUUGAUUGACAGAAGCCAAAACCCAGACAACUCUAAGUAAUUGAGGUUGCAAAAAAAUCAUAAAAGGGUGGAGCCAUGAGUAUUCCCAAAGCAUCGUCACCAAGGCUACAGUUGAUUUACAAUAUACUUACUGGCAUGUAAUGCAUCUUGGGAUGAACUGACAAUAAACUGGAAAUAAAAUUACAAAAUAGA
Messenger RNA from Actinia tenebrosa (Australian red waratah sea anemone), 4898 nucleotides. RefSeq lists its product as uncharacterized. Gene Ontology annotation, molecular function: ATP binding; protein kinase activity. NCBI's taxonomy places the organism in Eukaryota, Metazoa, Cnidaria, Anthozoa, Actiniaria, Actiniidae. The record is from RefSeq and is a predicted model, not a curated record. Gene Ontology annotation, biological process: protein phosphorylation.